This is a messenger RNA of Theobroma cacao (cacao), 3436 nucleotides long. It is a transcript of the gene CNGC15, whose product is annotated as cyclic nucleotide-gated channel 15. Gene Ontology annotation, cellular component: membrane. Gene Ontology annotation, molecular function: voltage-gated potassium channel activity. The record is from RefSeq and is a predicted model, not a curated record. Gene Ontology annotation, biological process: potassium ion transport; transmembrane transport. Lineage: Eukaryota; Viridiplantae; Streptophyta; Magnoliopsida; Malvales; Malvaceae.
GGUUUUAAAUAAGCAUAGUAGGAACUCUUCCUGUCACUUUCUCGGGAAAUCUUUGGUUUUUAAGUCACUAAACUUGUUAAUGUACGAACCCCAUUAAUUACAGGCGAGCAUAACGAGAAGGGUAUCUCUUCGUUCUUCUAACCAUGGAAAGUGUUGUUUAAACUUUCCAUUUCCAGCUUCUUUCCAGUUCAUUUCUUAAAUGAUUUUUAUGGGAAAUAGGAAAAGGGUUUCUGGGGUUUCUUUUUCAUUCCUAGAGAUCACCAUCAGAUCAGUUGGGAACUGAAGUUUUCAGGAUAUUUUGACAUGGUUUGGCCCCUAUGAUUGUAAGCUCUAUAUCAGUUUCUCUAGUCUUUGGUGGCAAUGCUAGCUAUUCCCUGUAUGUUGGAAUCAGAAUAUAAGGACCUAAAAAGCCGUGUCUGUUUAGAAUCAUAUUCUCAUUUACCUUUGUUUUAUUGACUUUAUUCUCUUUCCAAGAUGCUGAAAACUUCCUUCAAAAUAUCAAUAAAUCAAGAAAAGAUUAGCCACAUGGUUUUGUUUUGUUGACAUGGUCAGAGUUUUAAUUAUCUUCCAUAUUUCCUCUUAGAAUCUUGCUGUCCAAAUUUCUGAAAUGGUGUGAAUACUGAAUCCAAGGCUUUCAAGCCAUUCUUUUGCGGCUUCUUUUUCUUUUUCUUGCUUAAAAGGAAAGGGUAUCAAAAUGGUGUGAUAUGUUUUCUGAUGCAACUGAUGAUACUGAUAUUGUGGAAGGAAAAUUAAAAAUUUUUCUUUAGUGGUUUGAAAGGAAGUCUGAAGACUUAAAUAAAGAAAUUGGUCACAUGUUUUGAGCAGCCCUUUUGGCCUAAAAAGGGGGGAAUGGUCUUUACAACUGCUUCAUGUUCAAGUUGAGUUAUCUCUUAUGCCAUAUGGUCACAUGAUUCCUGGUUCGAGAAGCCAUUGAAGGGCCUUUUCUACUCUCGUGGCUUUGAGCUCUUGCGACUUUCCUGGUCAACUUCAGUUGUUUCAUGACCAGCUGAUAUCUAUAAACAGUUUGUUCUUCAGCCGGCCUGUGUGUAAACUUCGUUUGCCUUUCCUUCUUGUCCUUCUGCAGAUCAAAUCCGAUAACUGAAAACAACUGCAACAACAUUGGAAGAAAACCAUGGGGUUUGACAAAUCAAGAUCUGUAAGAUUUCAAGAUGAUCUUGAAUUAGCAAAGCUCCCAACAAUCAAUGGAGAUGGUAUGAUAAAGCUGAAAUACCAUAUCAACGGAACGCAAAUAUCGGAGUCUAGCACCAGGAGGCCUGAGAAGGAGUUGCCUAGUAGUAGGACAGGAAGAUCCUUAAAAACCAAAGUACUGUCAAGAUUUUUCUCUGAGGACUUCGAGAGAGUGAAGAAGAAGAUUUUGGAUCCUCGAGGACCUAUCAUUCGCCGAUGGAACAAGAUUUUUCUAGUAGCAUGCUUAGUUUCUUUGUUUGUGGAUCCUCUCUUCUUUUAUUUGCCAGUAGUUUCGAAGGCAGUCUGCAUAGAUAUAGGAAUACCGCUGGAAGUUAUCCUGACCAUCGUUAGAUCAUUGGCUGAUGCCUUCUACAUAAUUCAGAUUUUCAUUCGUUUUCGGACAGCUUAUGUUGCACCUCCUUCUCGUGUAUUUGGGAGAGGAGAGCUUGUUAUAGACUCCAGAAAGAUUGCUUCCAGGUACCUGCAGAAGAGUUUCUGGAUAGAUUUAAUUGCUGCCCUUCCCCUUCCUCAGGUUUUGAUUUGGAUCGUCAUUCCCAAUCUUAAGGGUUCAACAACGACAAACACCAAAAACGUGCUUCGGUUCAUAAUCAUUUUUCAGUACCUUCCAAGACUUUUUCUUAUAUUUCCACUCUCAUCACAAAUUGUCAACGCCACUGGUGUCGUGACAGAAACAGCAUGGGCAGGCGCUGCCUACAACCUGAUGCUCUACAUGCUGGCAAGCCAUGUUUUAGGAGCUUGCUGGUACCUUCUUUCGAUAGAGCGGCAAGAAGCCUGCUGGAGGAGUGCCUGUGAUCUUGAGGAUUCAUCCUGUCAGUAUAACUAUUUUGAUUGCCACAGGGUUAAAGACCCUGGCAGGGAUACCUGGUUCAGGUCCAGCAAUAUUACUUCCCUAUGCAGUCCAACAUCCUCCUCCUAUCAGUUUGGUAUAUAUAGUGAUGCAUUGACAUUGGAUGUCACAGCCUCACCAUUCUUCAACAAGUACUUUUACUGCCUUUGGUGGGGUUUAAGGAACUUGAGUUCUUUGGGACAAAAUCUUGACACAAGUACUUAUGCUGGAGAAAUAAUUUUUGCCAUCAUAAUUGCAACUCUUGGGCUGGUUCUCUUCGCACUGCUCAUUGGGAAUAUGCAAACAUACCUUCAAUCCACCACGGUUCGGUUGGAAGAAUGGAGAAUCAAGAGAACUGAUACAGAACAAUGGAUGCGUCACAGGCAGCUUCCUCCUGAGUUAAGGCAAUCUGUAAGAAAAUAUGAUCAGUAUAAGUGGCUAGCUACAAGGGGAGUUGACGAAGAAACUCUACUCAAAGGGCUUCCCUUGGACCUCAGGAGAGACAUCAAACGCCAUCUCUGUCUUGACCUUGUCCGACGAGUACCGGUGUUUGACCAAAUGGAUGAAAGGAUGCUUGAUGCAAUCUGUGAGAGGCUAAAGCCUGCCUUGUGCACCGAAGGCACAUUCCUAGUCUGUGAAGGUGAUCCUGUCAAUGAGAUGCUCUUCAUAAUCCGAGGCCACCUAGAUUCUUACACUACCAAUGGCGGCCGCACUGGAUUCUUCAACUCUUGCAGAAUUGGCCCUGGAGACUUCUGCGGCGAGGAACUGCUGACAUGGGCCUUGGAUCCUCGUCCCAGUGUCAUUCUUCCAUCUUCAACUCGCACUGUCAAAGCAAUAUCAGAAGUAGAGGCCUUCGCUCUUAGAGCAGAAGAUCUCAAGUUCGUGGCAUCACAGUUUAGAAGACUACACAGUAAACAACUUAGACACAAAUUCAGGUUCUACUCACACCAGUGGAGAACAUGGGCUGCCUGUUUCAUACAAGCAGCAUGGCGUCGGUUUAAGAAACGAAGAGAAGCAGCUGAACUUAGAGCUAAGGAGAACCUCAUGGCUCCUGCUGAACCUGCACCAGCAACGUCCGCACCUGGUUCAGGCUUGGCUAUGUAUGCAGCCAGGCUAGCAGCAAGCAAUAGGAGAGGUGUUAAUUUGCAUUGUGGAUCUGAUUCUGGUGUUGUCAGCUCCUUGCGGAAACCAGCAGAGCCAGAUUUUUCUGUCGACGAGGAAUGAAUUGUAACACUCCCCAAAUCGGGGGGGGAUCUAGUCAUGUGUAGGUAUCACUGAAGCAAAUGCCUGUAAAUUUUGUUUGUUUUCUUUUCCUAGUCUGUAAACAGAAAAAUGGACAUUGAAAUUCUUGUUUCAAAAUAUUUAUCUAUAGAGAAUACAAGGUGGAAAUUCUUUACACAA